AUGUUCAGCAGCCGGCCAUCAGAAACACGGAGACGAACAACAGACAUCCCUUGCUGCGGGAUCUUCAUCUUAGCAGUAGGAGUGUUCGCGGGACUUCUGGUUUACGCCGAGCGGGAAGGAAACCCCCACUUGAUACUGGGGCUGCGGGACGCUGAUGGCCAGGUCUGCGGUGCGGACUUCGCCGUCAAAAAUCAGCCGUAUCUCUACCUUUGCCCCGAUGCAAGCAACAACUUCUUCAUGAAUGCGGGUCAUUGUGUCGAAGCUUGCCCCGGCCUGGCUUCGGAGAAGACGCCGUGUCCUAAGGGCUACGCCUCCCUCCCGUCUGAAACCAAUAUUUGUUUGCCUGCCGGCCAAUCGGCGGACCUGCUCUCCAAGAUGGAGUCGUCAGAGCUGAGUGGUGCGAUUGCUUUGUCCCACUUGUAUACCAAUCUCUUUCGGGCCUGGCCCCUCCUGCUCAUCGCUGCUCCGCUGCUUAGCGCGGCCAUCGGCUGCGCCUACUUGAGGAUCUCGAUUGCCUGGUGUUUGCAGUUCGGGCAAGCAGUUGAUCUCGAUAGUACUCGCCGCGGCCAAGCCCUUCACCGAAGUGCUUGCAUCAUGGCCUUCUGCACUGCCUGCUGCGCUGCCCCGGACAAGUCUGAGCUUGACUUUGGCUCGAAGCCGCUGGUGGAUGCCAAGGGAGUGCUGGACAAAUCGCCCGACCAAGUUGUGGUGGAGUCCGGCAUCUUCGAAGCAAAGCUUCGCUACGAGGGUCGUUCGCACGGCUUGGUGAUCGACACGGCCAACGACGAGCAGGCCAUCAUCAAGGAUGUUACGGGAGCCGGCCUCGUUUGGAACCACAAUGCCGCAGAGCACCAGCAGAUCAAGACAGCCGCCAUGGUCUUGAAGGUGAACGGUGAGGCUGUGACCGGUGAGAAUGUGCACAGGAAGCUUGCUGAUGCCGGGCCGGAAGCAACGCUGACCCUGCAGAAGGCCGUGGAGAGGAACUUGGUCCUGCACAAGCCUGGCCAGCUGGGAAUCACCGUGAAGUUUGCGAAGUCUUCCUACGGAAUCUGGAUCGCGACUUUGGCUCCAGGACUGGUGCAGGAUUGGAACGAGAAGAAUCCGGACCAGACGGUGUCUGUCAAUGACCGUAUCGUCUCUGUCAACGGAGUGACCGGCCAAUCCCAAGACCUCGUGGCAAAGAUGCGAGAGGUGUCGGAUACCAUUGUUCUGGUUGUGCAGCACUACGAGUGA
Molecule: messenger RNA, 1233 nt
Organism: Symbiodinium necroappetens
Lineage: Eukaryota; Dinophyceae; Suessiales; Symbiodiniaceae
Source: the annotation of a GenBank genome assembly